Morus notabilis is the source of this 1642-nucleotide messenger RNA. Its product is annotated as protein REVEILLE 6. The transcript is spliced from 2 exons. The coding region runs from base 46 to 1008 and encodes 320 amino acids. The record is from RefSeq and is a predicted model, not a curated record. Gene Ontology annotation, molecular function: DNA binding. Lineage: Eukaryota; Viridiplantae; Streptophyta; Magnoliopsida; Rosales; Moraceae.
UGUAAUUUUUCGCUAUUCUUCGCUUUGAACUGAACAAAGUUGUGUAUGGUAUCCAACAACCCGAACCCGCAAGAGGGCUUUUACCUUGACCCGAACGGAAUGGCGCUGCCCGGCCUCGGCCCUUUCGCCGCAGUCACCGCCACGGCGGCGGCGGCGGCCUCGACGACGUCGUCUUCGGAGGAUUUGUCGAAGAAGAUCCGAAAGCCCUACACCAUCACCAAGUCCCGAGAAAGCUGGACCGAGCCCGAGCACGACAAGUUCCUUGAAGCCCUCCAACUGAUGGCUGACCACGAUCACGCCAGAGACGACACUGAAGUCAUCGAACCUAUUGCCCCUCACAUACAAGAGCUGCCUAGCACAAGUCUUAGCAAGGCCACUGAUUACUUACAAGAUGGAUAUCGAAUCUAUCUGCAGAAGGAUCAUCAGGAGAAGUAUAGACGCUACGCUUUAUUGCAAGCGACUAACAUCUUUAACACUCUCGUAACUCUCUACUCGACUUUGUUCCAUGAACAGUGGCAACAUUUUCGUAGAUACUUGGAACAGUUUGACGUUCCUGCAGGUCUCACACAAUGGACCUUUGCAGCCAGAGUCUACGUUUCAUGUUGGAUACAUGAUUUGUACCCACCAAUUCGAGAGGCCGUCAAGAAGCUCACGCCCUUGGCAUUUAAGCAGCAUUUCUCUAUGGGCGAACCCUUAUACAGUCUGUUUUAUGACGAGUAUCUCGUCCGAUUGAAUGCAUCAAUACGUCCAACUUACUUGAAAGGAAUGAUGGAAGAUACCUUGUAUAUUCCGAUCUUUUCUGAACAACCAGUGAAUUGGAGAGCAGAUAACCCUUUAGGUAUUGUCGGUUGGAACACCAACUACACAUGCUUACAUGGACUUAUCGCUAUCAUGCAGGAGAGGAAGUUCUGGAAUAUGACUCCCCUCAUCACGGACACAUUGGGCCGACCCUUUUGGCUCUUUGACUGGCAUGCUAAUAAUACCUGUUGUGCAUGGUUUCCCGCAUAAGGUAACUUCAGCAUGGAAGACAUCACACUUGGGUAUAUACUUGGAGUAGCUUGUACUCCAAGGCUUGGACCACGAGAUGUGGAUGAUUGGCAAAUCUUCCCAGAUGGAAUCGUACCAGCACAGAUUCGAAUCGACGGCUACCAGCGCGUCACAGAAAGAUGCUUUUACGGAGCCUUUGAAGUCAGAACAAUUCAGCUGAACGAUAUCACCACCGCCGCACUCCGAUCGAUACAGAGAACUCGCGAACCAAUAGUUCGUAGAAGAACUGCACUCGGCCGCACCAAGCGCACACGCCCCGAAGCCCUACCUGCACUAGGAGAAGGAACGCACACACCGGCUUUGACGCCAGCUCCCCAGCAACCUGCCCAACCAGAGCAGCCUGCAGAGGAACCAAAUGCACCGAAACUCCGUAUCAUCGAUUGGACGUAUUAUUACUCUUGCAUUUUAAAUGUGGACAUCCACACUCGCACAGGAGCACAUCGAAUGAUAGUUUCAGGAUCUUAAUUAGUUUAGUUUCAGACUUUAAUUCAAUUCAUUUUGGAUGACUAUAAUUGAACCUAAUUUCGUGUACUUCGUUUGUUAGACAUUCGCUUGAAUUUGAAACAUUUAGUGGAUGCUUGGUUCAUGGAUUUAG